AGGUGACCUCAGUUCGCCUGGUAACAGAGAAAGCGUCGCUAGGAAGUGAAUAGUGCGAUGAGUUCGCGGCAAAAAAAUAGCUUUUUUGAGGCAAUCUACGGCGAAAGUUUACGAAUACCGGGUACGGGAGUACAGUUUAUCUGUGAGAAGAAGGGAGUAAAGUUGUCUAAUUUAUCACAAUUAUGCGUCGUCGAGUACUAGCUAGCUCAUUCACAUCUCGUGGCAUGAGAGAUAAAACAAGAUUAAGUUAGCAAGCUAGCUAGCCAGCAGCUAGCUAGCUUAGUAGUCAUAGUCAAUUACGCACCCCAGCUGGGCAGCAGAAGGUGGUUGACAGUGGAAGGAUAACACUACCCUCAUCUGCUCAUAUGGGUUGGGGACCUGGGUGGUAGCUCUGCUUGCUUCCACAGCCAGGUUGUUCUGACACAAACAUGGGGAAACUUCAGAGCAAGUUCCGAAGGUCGCGCUCUGAACUGUACAGGGCGACCAAAGGUGAUGGCGAGGAUGCUGCUGUUAGUCAGGUGAUACAGUAUGAACCCGCCCACCGUGAUGCCGUCAACUGUGUCACCAACCUGACCUCAGACCUCUGUGUGUCUGGAGGAGGUGACAUGGCAGUGGUUGUGUAUGACUGGAGAGGAGGGAAGUUAUGUCAGUCAUUCCAAGGUCACAACAGAGAGGUUACCAAGGUGGAGUGUUUUCCUGGAAGCACUUGGAUCUUUAGUGCGUCUCGAGACAAGAGUGUUAUGAUGUGGGAUCUCAACCAGGGGGACGAGCCCAUCCAGGAGUUCUGUGGCCAUGAGCUGGUGGUCAACGGGCUGGCCGUCAGUCCAGAUGGGUCGAGGCUGUGCACUGGUUCCCGUGAUAACUCCAUGUGCCUCUGGGACAUUGAGUCUGGCGAGCGUGUGCAUAAGAACACAGUCUCCAGAAACCUGGUUACUCAUGUGUGCUGGGUACCUGAGAGCAGCUCCAUCGUUCAGACAUCAGAGGAUAAAACCAUCAGGGUGUGGGACAGUCGCACCUGGCAGGUCACUAACACGUUCCCAGCCAAGCAAUACAUCCAGACACACUGUGAUAUCAGCGCCAACGGCAACCACCUCUUGUCCAGCAGCAAUGGCUUCGGAGGCCAAGGCUGUGAGGCUACGCUUUGGGACCUCAGGCAGCCUGGCUGUAAGGUGGUGGAGUACCGGGGCCAUCGCGAGACCACCGCUUGCUGUGUGUUCCUGCCCUCUAGCCCCGGGGGCCCUGCGCUCGUAGCGUCCUCCUCUCAUGACUGCUCAGUCAAAAUCUGGGAUCAAAACACUGCAGCCUGUCUGACCACUCUGACCCUGGAUGGAUCAGGUCCUUUGGUGUCUUUGGCCCCAAGUGACUCCAGCAGUCUGCUGUGUGCCAGCUUUAACACAGGGCUCCACAUACUCCACCAUCACAAGGAUGGGCUGGACCUAAAGGAGGUGGCGCGCUUCUGAUGAGGGCACAGGACCGGUGCCGGCACGGUAACCCGAAAACCCAUUACACUGUGGGCCACACAGACCUCCAAGCCAGCGGGGCCCUUUAAGUCAGAUGGACCCGAUCAGGAGACACCAUCCCUGGGUCAACUGACGGGAGAAGACCCCUGCGAGUCAUUCUAAAUCAGGGCGAGCCCUAGACAUUGUACUCGGAGCAUCAGGCGAGGCCCAACUGCUUCGGGACAACAGAAAUGUUUUGGAUGUUUGGAGACUAAGUGGAUAGUGAUAGCUUUAGCACGUACAAUUAGCCAAAUGAAGUAGACAAUUGUGGAAUCGUUAAUCAGAUCGUUUAGGAAAAGCUGUAACCACUAUAAAACAGAGCGGGCAGAUAAAUCAUGAAUCGUUGAGAGCAGGGGUGUAUUCACUAGGAACCAAACGGGCCCGAAACGUGGAGGGACUAAUCCUGAACUUGUCCAAUAAGAGCAAAUGUUCAUUGCAAAAUAUUCAGUUGCAAAAAUGCAUUUUGCUUCGGUGUGCACCAAUGAAUACACCCCAGUCGUGUCUAAACUCUAAAGUGUCUACUUCAGACCGGACUAGGGUGAAACUUGACAGGAGGAGAGUGACACUUACGUUCUUACGACAGUUUAUUUGAAAUGGCUUCACGACCCCAUUUUUAAUAAUAUAAUAACUUACCACAUUUUAUCAGCCGCUUUUAUCCAAAGUGACGACUUAGUCAUGCGUGCAUAUAUAUAUAUAUAUAUAUUUUUUUAACGUAUGAGUGGUGCCGGGAAUCGAACUCACUAUCCUGGUGUGGCAAGCGCCAUACUCUACCAACUGAGCUACAGCGCAACCAGGCAGUGCUAAUGUCGACCCAGCUUGUGAUACUCGACUUCUGUGACAUACUCCGUUAUUACGCUGGCAAAAAUUGGAACUUCCCUUCUGCAAUGCCCACAAGCAGGACUCCUUUAGAACAGCGUGGACAAGCAGAACUCAUUAGAACAGAAUGGACAAGUCUGACAAGCAGAACUCAUUAGAACAGCGUGGACAAGCAGAACUCAUUAGAACAGGAAGGACAAGCAGAACUCAUUAGAACAGGAAGGACAAGCAGAACUCAUUAGAACAGGAAGGACAAGCAGAACUCAUUAGAACAGGAAGGACAAGCAGAACUCAUUAGAACAGGAAGGACAAGCAGAACUCAUUAGAACAGGAAGGACAAGCAGAACUCAUUAGAACAGGAAGGACAAGCAGAACUCAUUAGAACAGAAUGGACAAGCAGAACUCAUUAGAACAGAAUGGACAAGCAGAACUCAUUAGAACAGAAUGGACAAGCAGAACGCAUUAGAACAGAAUGGACAAGCAGAACUCAUUAGAACAGAAUGGACAAGCAGAACUCAUUAGAACAGGAAGGACAAGCAGAACUCAUUAGAACAGGAAGCGUGGACACAGCGUGGACAAGACCAAGCACUAAAUCAGACUGGGGGGGGGGGAAUAACAUCAAUGACGAUGUAACUUUCUUCACAGAAAAACAUACAGUAUAAAAUGAUUGUCUAAUGAUCUUCUGAACUUCCCAAUGCAUUUCAAAACAUAUGUCCUUCAGAUUGAAAUACUGUCAAAAGUACUGUCAGACUGAUUUGUAAUAGACUGUCAUAGGCCCAUAUUUAAAAAGUUAACCAUGGCUGUUGAUUACAUCACCUUUUUUUUUUUUUUUUUU
Molecule: messenger RNA, 3150 nt
Organism: Oncorhynchus gorbuscha (pink salmon)
Lineage: Eukaryota; Metazoa; Chordata; Actinopteri; Salmoniformes; Salmonidae
Gene: wdr31
Product: WD repeat domain 31
Exons: 10
Coding region: 429-1460 (343 amino acids)
Molecular function (GO): protein binding
Source: RefSeq, a predicted model, not a curated record